AUGUACUCCCGCCAGGUCCUCCGUGCCGCCCGCCUCGCCGCCCCCCGGCGCCUCGCCGUCACCCCCGUGCGCACUUUUGCCGCGGCCGCCGCCAGCGACGUCAAGCCCCCCGUCCAGGUCUUUGGCGUUGAUGGCACCUACGCCACCGCUCUCUACACGGCUGCUGCCAAGUCCUCGACCCUCGAGCCUACCGCCAAGGCCCUCGCUACCCUCGGUGCCAUCGUUGACAAGGACGUCAAGCUCCCCGGCAUCCUCUCCGCCCCGACCCUGAGCGCCGAGGACAAGUCCGCCAUCGUCGCCGAGCUCGUCAAGCAGGCCGGCGGCGGCGGCGCCACCCUCAAGAACUUCCUCGACACCCUCGCCGAGAACAACCGCCUCGGCCUCCUCCAGGGCAUCUGCCACAAGUUCAACCAGAUCAUGUCCGCCUCCCGCGGUGAGGUCGAGAUGACCGUCACUUCUGCUCAGCCCCUGGACAGCAAGACCCUCGCUAAGCUCGAGACCGCUGUCAGCAAGUCGGCGUACGUCGGUGCCGGCAAGAAGCUCAAGGUCACCAACCAGGUCAACUCGGACAUCAUCGGCGGCCUCGUCGUCGAGGUCGGCGAUCGCACCAUCGACCUCAGCGUCUCCUCCCGCAUCGCCAAGAUGAACAAGGUCCUCACCGACAGCCUGUAA
Cordyceps fumosorosea ARSEF 2679 is the source of this 672-nucleotide messenger RNA. Its product is annotated as ATP synthase F1 delta subunit. The record is from RefSeq and is a predicted model, not a curated record. Gene Ontology annotation, biological process: proton motive force-driven mitochondrial ATP synthesis. Gene Ontology annotation, molecular function: proton-transporting ATP synthase activity, rotational mechanism. NCBI's taxonomy places the organism in Eukaryota, Fungi, Ascomycota, Sordariomycetes, Hypocreales, Cordycipitaceae. Gene Ontology annotation, cellular component: membrane. Bases 1 to 672 code for a protein of 223 amino acids. The transcript is spliced from 3 exons.